AUGGGUACUUCUGACAACAACAACUUUCUCCAAGUUGUCUUCAACAACUUCGAUGUUCUUGCUCUGCCCUUGGUUACUCUUGUUUACCCUUUAUAUGCUUCAAUUAAGGCUAUAGAGACCAAGUCUAGUGCUGAUGAUCAACAAUGGCUCACGUAUUGGAUUCUGUAUUCCAUUAUCACAAUAUUUGAACUCACAUUUGCCAGAGUUCUUGAACUGCUUCCCAUUUGGCCUUUUGCCAAGUUGAUAUUCAGUUGCUGGUUGGUUCUGCCUCACUUCAACGGGGCUGCGGUUGUUUAUAGGAAUUACAUUAGACCAUUCUAUAUGAACCCACAAAUCCCAAUUCCACACGCUUCUCAAAUCUGGUAUGUUCCACGAAAGAAGUCCUUAUUCAGUGAACCAGAUGAUGUUCUAAGUGCUGCUGAGAGAUAUAUGGAGGAACAUGGUACAGAAGCAUUUGAAAGACUUAUAAGCAAGAAUGACAGACAAGCUAGAGCAAGAAGGAAUGGAAAUUACAUGAUCUUUGAUGACGACUAUAGAUAUUGA
Molecule: messenger RNA, 543 nt
Organism: Abrus precatorius (Indian licorice)
Lineage: Eukaryota; Viridiplantae; Streptophyta; Magnoliopsida; Fabales; Fabaceae
Product: HVA22-like protein c
Exons: 5
Coding region: 1-543 (180 amino acids)
Source: RefSeq, a predicted model, not a curated record